AAAAAACGAGCAGGUCUGUGGAUUUCAUCAGAGCAAAGACAGCGUGACUUGUAAUUAGUCCAACUCCAUCGAGCUUCUAGUGUCUCCAUCGCCUGGUGGCUUCCAGUACUAUAAAUCUAUUGCAAUGGCGCAAGGUAAACAAUGUCUGAUGCCACGGUCUGGGGCAUGGUCAUUAACUCGGUCAAGGUCCUUGUUUCCGAAGAAGACCAAGAAGGUUUCGGAGAAUUCCUUGGGUGCCAUAGCGGAACCCAUCAAUUUAUAAAGUCUGUUCGCGGACAAUUUCCUCGAAAGACACGAACUCUUCUUCAGCUAAUCCCAUUGAACCGUCUCCUAUAUUAUAUCCUUGAAAACAAAUAUUCAUCACUCCGGCAAAAAGUAUGUACUCCCAGCAGAGCUAUGGCGUACUUCACCACACCAACCCCCACCCAUCAGGCUACCCCGGUGAUCCGUCUGCGUAUAUGACGCAAGUACAGAAUCACUCAUCAGCUGCUCCAUGGGGACCCCAGCAUCAACAACAACAAAUGAUUCCUUCGUCGGCGGGACCGGUGAGCGAUCCAACAUUACCAGCCGGAUGGAUAAAGCAAUGGAACCAGCAAUAUCAAGCGUGGUUUUUUGUCAAUACCUUCGCACAACCGCCGCUUUCACAAUGGAUACAUCCUGGGCCAGUGCUGCCUCCAGCCGGCCCCCCUCCAAUGGCUUAUGGCAACUAUCCAGCUCGGAACCCCAACGGGCCAGCUCCCACAGGAGCGUAUCAAUCUACUACUCAACAAGCCAAUAAUGGCGCCGCUGGUACACAAGGAUACAACGGCUCUGCCGCACCAGCUACCAAGCAGUUGACAGCGACCAAUAACGCUGGCGCAAACAAAUCCAAUUCGGCUGCCUCCGGAAUUAUGGCUGCAGGGAUGGGCGCUAUGGGAGGUCUAGCUCUUGGUGGUCUCAUUAAUCACGAAUGGAAAGAACAUCAACAUCGGGAACACGAACGUGAAAAUGAGGCCUAUGCUUCCGGCUAUCAACAAGGCGAAUCUCAACGUGAAUAUGACCACAAUAAUAACAAUAAUAACACUUCGUAUCAAGAGGUCGAUGAUUCAGAUCAAAGCUGGUCGAACCAAGAUUCAACCCCCGACGAUGAAGAUGGUGAUUGGUAG
Messenger RNA from Puccinia graminis f. sp. tritici CRL 75-36-700-3, 1145 nucleotides. RefSeq lists its product as uncharacterized. The coding region runs from base 378 to 1145 and encodes 255 amino acids. NCBI's taxonomy places the organism in Eukaryota, Fungi, Basidiomycota, Pucciniomycetes, Pucciniales, Pucciniaceae. Gene Ontology annotation, molecular function: protein binding. The transcript is spliced from 5 exons. The record is from RefSeq and is a predicted model, not a curated record.